Messenger RNA from Capronia epimyces CBS 606.96, 1431 nucleotides. RefSeq lists its product as uncharacterized. NCBI's taxonomy places the organism in Eukaryota, Fungi, Ascomycota, Eurotiomycetes, Chaetothyriales, Herpotrichiellaceae. Gene Ontology annotation, cellular component: nucleus. Gene Ontology annotation, molecular function: ubiquitin binding; cysteine-type deubiquitinase activity. Gene Ontology annotation, biological process: protein K48-linked deubiquitination. Bases 1 to 1431 code for a protein of 476 amino acids. The transcript has 5 exons. The record is from RefSeq and is a predicted model, not a curated record.
AUGGCAACUCCGGACGCCGACGAAAUGGAACGAUUCCAGCAGUUGUCGGAUCAGUAUCAAGCAGAACUUCCCGGACCAUUAGUCGGAGAAAAGAAGCCUCUGUCUGAGCUUGUAACUGAAUAUGCUCAAGCUGACAAUACCUAUGUUGUCAAAACCAACACUCUUGCUGUGACCCACUCUGCAUAUCGUCCGAUAAAAGGUGACGGACAAUGUGGAUGGCGUGGUGCAGUCUUUGGCUACUUUGAGAUUCUCCUCCGAUCUGGGACCAUUGGCCUGAUCGACCAGGAGUUGGUCCGCCUACAGAGCUUUGAACCGACAAUGAGAGCGGUCGGUGUCGACUAUGAUAUCAUCAUGGAUAUGUUUGACUACACAUGGGAGCUUUUUAGCGCCAUCAAGGCCGCCGCCGAACGCGGUGACAAAAGCGACCAUGUUCUUCUGGAGAUCAUGAACGACGGCCCCAAAUCUGAUUCGAUUGUUUAUCACUUCAAGAUGAUGACAAGCUCCUUCAUGCGAUCCAAUCCCGACCGCUAUGAAGCUUUCCUCGAGAUGCCCGUCAGCCAAUAUUGCUUGACAAGAAUUGAUCCGGCAAAUCAAGAGAUUGACCACAUUGGUUUGCAAGCUUUGACCGAUGCAGUUAUUGCUCCUGCGUAUAUCGCAUUGGAAGUCUCAUAUCUGGACCGGAGCACCGGCAGCGAGGUUACUCCUCACCCGUUCGUCCUGAACUCGCAGAAUUGGCCAACUAUUCGCUUGAUCUAUCGUCCAGGUCAUUACGACAUCAUCUAUAAAGAUGAUGACAAACCGAUCCAGGUUUUCCUUCAGACUGACACACCUCUAUAUGUCGCACCACUUGGCAGUGAACUGUUCAAAGGUGAUGCGGACGCCAUGGAACUGUACUUCACGAUGUUUCCCAAUAUGCCCUCCCAAGGUCAAACAGAUCCGCAAAUCGGUCCGUCAGGCAAUAUGUUCCCAUUACAGUUUGGGCGUCCACAAGCACCACAAGCACCACAAGCACCUCCAUUCUCCACAGAUACCGGUGUUGCGCAGCAGCCAUACCUUCCGCAAGUCUCUCAAACCGCACCACGGCCGCGACCACUAUUACCCCUCAGAGCACAAUCACUGCCGUACCAAACGCACCAAACCCCAAUGAGUCCCUCACAUCCGCGGGUGUCGCCCUCAACCAUAUCUCAAUCGCCUUCUCCAAACACCCCUGGUCCUGGGAUAACAAAUCUAGGCGCGGUACCUCACGGAGGCACAGACUUCCAGAUUCGAUACAAUGAGAUGUGUCACGUCUACAAUAGUCGGCAUCGUGAGAGUCUUCCCUUGGAUCCAGGAUCGUGCAGCAACUUCACUCAAAGUCCUGCCAAUUUCCUGAACCCGGAAUUCCAACCGCUGAUAUGGAAGGCGGAGGAACAAUACCACAAACGCGAAUGA